This is a messenger RNA of Scophthalmus maximus (turbot), 3996 nucleotides long. RefSeq names its product bone morphogenetic protein 10 (gene bmp10). Gene Ontology annotation, biological process: BMP signaling pathway; SMAD protein signal transduction. Gene Ontology annotation, cellular component: extracellular region. NCBI's taxonomy places the organism in Eukaryota, Metazoa, Chordata, Actinopteri, Pleuronectiformes, Scophthalmidae. The transcript is spliced from 2 exons. The coding region runs from base 403 to 1878 and encodes 491 amino acids. The record is from RefSeq and is a predicted model, not a curated record. Gene Ontology annotation, molecular function: growth factor activity; cytokine activity.
AGUGCUGGGAAGAAGAGAGCCAAGCACAGAGAGAGACUGACAGAGGACAGGACACAACAGAGAGAUGAGUCGGGCGGGUAAAGACGAGCCUCGGCCACCCUGUCACCGGAACUGCCGCCCCAACGCAAAGGACAUCAAAAGGUGUGCAUGAGGAUAAAUGCUGUGAGAUCUGGAUAGAGCAGCAGGAAUACACACUCCUGCAGAGAGGCUUAAGGGUCAACAACACUACUGACUGGGAAACCCGAACUUUCUUAUGCUACUGAUCAAAUGAACGAUAUUUUAUCCAACCUUCGGAUUUAAGAAGUCAAGGGAUCACAAUCAUUUUUUUCUUAUUGUUUCAUUAGCUCGUCAAUAGACAACCACAGAAGGUAUAAAAUAGGAAGCUUGCAGAUUGUUUUUCCCAUGGCGAGUUUUUGGGUCUCUCAACCGGGAACCAACUGCAGUUCCAAGACGUGGCUCGUGCUGUUUUCCAUCUUGCUACUUCGGGAGCCUCUCCGUGGUGAGAGCAGUCCCAUCUCCAGCACCCAUCAGAGACAUCGCCCUGCUCCGGGGCUGGGAGACGGGCAUGGAGGGGUGGUGGAUCCGUCACUGCUGGAGCAGGACAGCAGCGUGGACAUGCAGAGCCUGUUGGAGAGCCUGAGGGAACAGUUUCUGCAAACUUUCAACCUGUCGGGCAUGGGUCCUCCGCUGCCCCCUGGAAGCACACGAGAAGAGCCGCCUGAGUACAUGAUGGAGCUCUACAACCGCUUUGCUAAUGACCACACUACCAUGCCCUCCGCCAACAUCAUCCGCAGCUUCAAAAAUGAAGAUUCAUCUCCCAGUAAUGUGGAUGUUGGAGGGGUGAGGCGUCACCCUCUCCUCUUCAACGUCUCAGUCCCCCAUCAUGAACGCAUCACCUCAGUUGAACUUCGUCUCUACACCCUUGUCCAGACUGACCGCCACCUCUACGCUGGUGUUGACCGCAAGGUCACGAUCUAUGAACUGGAAUCACAUGACCUGGAUGACAACACAACUGAUGAGUACUUUUUGAGAGGAGAUGCAUUCAGAGGGGGAGGAGAGCGGAUAGAGCGAGUGGAGUUGGCUUCACGCCAGGUCUACGGCACUGAUAAUGGCUGGGAGGCCUUUGACCUCACUGCUGCUGUUCAACGCUGGCGCAAAUCUGACCAUGGCACCACGCAUGGGUUGGAAGUGCACAUUACCAGUAUGGCUAAUGAUGAUGUUCAAGGUCUGACUGAUGACAACAACGGCAGGAAUCCACCUGAAGGAGACAUGAAGAUUGACACAAGUCCUGAGGAAAAACACAAACCCCUGCUGAUUGUUUUCUCUGAUGACCAAAGCAGUGAUCAUCGUGAUGACAAACGUGAGCUAAAUGAGAUGAUUGACCACGAAACCUCAAACAUGGUUCUGCCGAAUGACUUUGGAACGGGCCUUUGGAGUGAGCUGGGAAGGGACAGGGAGGAGGGUGAGGAAGAGGCUGAGCCGGAUGAAGAGGACCUCAUACAGAUGCGCUCCAAUCUGAUCUACGACACUGCAUCUCGCAUUCGUCGCAAUGCCAAAGGCAACCACUGCAAGAAACAAUCUCUAUAUGUAGAGUUCAAAGAUAUCGGAUGGGACAGUUGGAUCCUGGCACCAACUGGUUACGAUGCCUUUGAGUGCGCUGGCCUUUGCUCUUUCCCACUGACAAAGCAUGUCACACCCACCAAGCAUGCCAUUGUCCAGACAUUGGUCAACAUUAACAGUCCUCAGAAGGCGGCACGAGCUUGCUGUGUGCCCACCAAGCUGGAUCCCAUCUCCCUACUGUACCUGGAUGAAACAGGCGUGGUCACCUACAAGUACAAGUUUGAAGGCAUGGUAGUGGCUGAGUGUGGCUGCAGAUAGUCCAUGCUUUGAAAGAGUCUAACUUGUUGUAAAGUCUUACGGUCAGAGGAAAGACACUGAACAAACAAUAAGCUGGAAAAGGAAAUAAGCCAUGAAUGUCUUUAACAAGGGGACAACUGUUGGAAUCUCUGUAAGGGUUACUCAGUGAGACUGGAAGUGCACAUUCCCUGUUCACGAAACCAAAGGGCGUCCAAAUGAAUGAGUGUGGACAAAUAUGUUUCAAACGACAAAACAGAAACAAGUGCUUCCUCUUACAUGGCCAAAGACAUCAAUCAGUUGCCAUCAUUUAGACAGUGGAGAAACAACGUUCCCCAGAUCUACAGUCAACAUGUUGCCAGUUUUGAAAUCAACAAGAAUAAAAAAGGAACAAGAUUUCCCAAUGACCACAGCAAGUGCAUCCUACAGUGUGUGCAGCCUGGUGGGAACUACUGGGCUAGCCGUCCCCCUCCCUCUACUUCCCCCUGACAUCUGUCUUCCUUUCCACUUAUCUCUGGCCUCCCCACUCGAUGCAAACACUAAUCAGCACUUCAUGUGUCCUGGUGCAGUGAAAUGACCUCCCAGAGGCAACCUGACAAGACAUGAACUCUGUAGGCCCACCUCCUGUCUCCUGCAGCCUCCUGAUACGUAGGUGCUGUGCAGGGGUCCUGGUGGCAGGGUUAUCUUUCCCAAUCCCGUUUCCCACAUCACAUGCCUCUUUUCCACUCCCUCAAGCUAAAGCGAUAGCAAGGUGUUGGGGGUUGAGAAACAUGUGAGCCACCACUCAGGCUUAGAGAACUGGACGCCAUUCUGGGCAUCUUUUGAGGUGCUGGGACUGGGGGCAGAGGUUGACCACAUUCCUAGGCAAAAAACAAUCUUUACUGGCUCAACUCACUGACCCAUCACCAUGUGCCCCCAACAUAUCUCCAACUGCUGAAUUGAGUCAUCCAUCACUUUUACUUUAAAAAUGUCUUUUUUUGGAACGUUAUCACCUGUAAGCUAAAAUUGAGAAUGGAAACGGGGGCACCUUCUUACAUUCCUGUUAUGGAUCCCCUGAAGAAAAAAAUAUUAUUUUCUUUUGUUAUAAGCCUUUUGAUACCUCUGCUGCUUGUGUCAAAUAAAAGACUAUUUAUUGUUCUAAUUUAUUAUUAUUUUUUUUACAAUAAUAUAUAUAGGCUAUAUAUAUAUAAAUGUACAUUUGUAAGUUACUUAGAGUAGAGCAAGUUUUGUAACCAUGACAAUGCAUUUGCAGCAGAAAAUUAUUUUUGUUGGGAAGAGAAAUUGUUUCAAUUUCUAAAACAAUAAAAAACAAAUACUUAAUAAAUCCCAAAUGAAAAGUUGCGUAAUGAUUUAACAACAAAUCUUUACGUUAUUCAAGGCACCAUUAUCUCAUACCAAGAUGAACAUAAAUAUUUAGAGCUAAAGUACCAAGCUGACAGUUUUUCACAGCUAAUUGUGUAUGAUCUACUUUCCACAUCACUGUUAUCAAUCAAAGCAUCUCGGUCUGUUACCUUUCCUUCCCAUUUUUAGGAGGAAUCUGCCAGGCCAGUGAUAUAAUGCACAGCUCACAUUCAGAUCAUUCAGUCUGACAGUAUCAGCUCCCAGGUCAUGGUUCAUACAUGACACACAAACAACGAACCAUGGGAAACUGAGUGGAGGGUCUACUAAUGAACAAAAUGGAUGGCCUGCUGCUCACACUGACAGCGAGCAGAUGCAGACUGCUGUGAUGGAAAACCUGUUUGUGAAUAGAAAAUGUCAACAAAAGACAAAGAUCUGGACUUGUAUCUCUUUCUUUUCUCACUCAGUUUUCUACGAACGCUAAACCAGAACGCACAAGCAUUAUGUUGUUCUGAUAAUGUAAGUAAAGGAUACAGAUCAGAUUUGUGCCGUGAAAUGUGUGAAACUCGAUUGCUUAUUUGCUGUUAGGGAUGUGUGUCAUACUAAUGUUGUAUUAAGGGUGAGAUGCCUGUGCUCUGUUGGGUCGAAGAUGAAAAUCAAAAAAGUUAAAAAAAAAUGCAGUGAGUCACGCAAAGAUUGGAUUGUGGCAAGCAGGUCAGUAUAAUGCUACUAAAUGCCCAAGUACUGACCUAGGAGAAAUCAUGGUCUUUAAUUGGAAGUAAAAACUGGAUUCAGUUUGACACA